AUGGCAAUGGAGAUCACCCAGUUUCUAAUGUCUGCUCAAUCAGCAGAUGCAGAGGUCCGGACUGAGGCAGAGGGUAACCUUAGGCUAUUCCAAGAGCAAAACCUACCAGGUUUUCUCCUAUCCUUGUCAGUUGAACUCUCCAAUGAUGCCAAACCGACUGAGUCUCGCAGGCUAGCUGGUAUCGUGCUUAAGAAUUCAUUGGAUGCUAAAGAUGCCACCAUGAAGGAACAACUUGUUCAACAGUGGGUGAAAAUUGAAAAUUUGUUCAAAUCACAAAUCAAAGGCUUGCUUUUGAACACCCUUGGAACUUCUGUCCGUGAGGCAAGCCACACUGCUGCCCAAGUAAUUGCCAAAAUUGCUUCAAUUGAAAUUCCGCAGAAGCACUGGCCAGAACUCAUUGGAUCAUUGCUUGUCAAUAUGACCCAGGAAGAUAGAUCCGCAUCAUUCAAACAGGCAACCUUGGAGACACUUGGUUAUGUGUGUGAGGAGAUAUCUCAUCAGGAUCUUGUGCAAGAUGAAGUGAAUUCUGUCCUAACUGCUGUGGUUCAAGGCAUGAAGGUUACCAAACAAAGUCCUGAAGUCCGCCUUGCAGCAACCAGGGCUUUGUUCAAUGCACUCGAUUUUGCACAGACUAACUUUGAGAAUGAGAUGGAGCGGAAUUAUAUUAUGAAGGUGGUUUGUGAGACGGCCAUGGACAAAGAGGCAGAGAUUAGACAGGCUGCUUUUGAAUGUCUUGUGGUUUGUGAGACGGCCAUGGACAAAGAGUCAGAGAUUAGACAGGCUGCUUUUGAAUGUCUUGUUUCAAUAGCAUCAACAUACUAUGAUGUGCUUGCCCCUUAUAUGCAGACUAUCUUUGAGCUCACAUCAAAUGCAGUUAAAGGAGAUGAAGAGGCUGUUGCUCUUCAAGCAAUCGAGUUCUGGAGCUCUAUCUGUGAUGAAGAGAUAGAACUUCAAGACUUUGAGGUUCCUGAGAGUGGGAGUUCUGUUCCUCCUCAUUCUUGCUUCAUUGAGAAGGCUCUAUCAUCUUUAGUUCCAAUGUUGCUUGAAACUUUACUGAAACAGGAUGAGGGUCAUGAUCAGGAUGAUGGCAUCUGGAAUUUGGCUAUGGCAGGUGGCACAUGUCUUGGUCUUGUUGCUAGGACGGUUGGCGAUGCUAUAGUGCCCCUUGUUAUGCCUUUUGUGGAGGCUAACAUAUUGAAGAUGGAUUGGCGAUCUCGUGAGGCAUCUACCUAUGCAUUCGGUUCAAUCCUUGAAGGCCCAAGCAUUGAGAAACUCUCUCCAAUGGUCCAUGCAGGCUUGGAAUUCCUGCUCAAUGCAAUGAGGGAUGAGAACAGUCACGUGAAGGACACAACUGCUUGGACUCUUAGUCGUAUAUUUGAGUUAUUGCACAGCCCAUCUUCUGGAUUUUCUGUGAUUAAUCCGGCCAACCUCCAACGUAUUGUGGGAGUCUUGUUGGAGAGCAUUAAGGAUGCUCCCCAUGUAGCUGAGAAAGUUUGUGGAGCAAUCUAUUACCUUGCUCAGGGCUACGAGGAUGCUGGGACAAGCUCCUCUAUGCUUACACCGUACCUUACGGAUCUUAUAGGUUGUCUUAUUGCCACUGCUGACCGAACUGAUGGCUGUGACUCUAAGCUGAGGUCUUCCGCAUACGAGACUCUAAAUGAAGUGGUUAGGUGUUCCAAUCUUUUGGAAACGUCUCAGAUCAUAAUAGAGCUUCUCCGUGUUAUCAUGGGUAAGUUGAAGCAAACAAUAGAGCUUCAGAUUGUAUCAUCUGAUGAUAGAGAAAAGCAAGGAGAUCUGCAAGCUUCUCUUUGUGGUGUCCUUCAGGUUAUUAUUCAGAAGCUUAGCAGUAUUGAUGAGACCAAAUCUAUCAUACUCCAGGCUGCUGAUGAUAUUAUGAGGCUGUUCCUUCAGGUUUUUGCUUGCCGCAGCUCUACUGUGCAUGAAGAAGCUAUGCUUGCUAUUGGUGCCUUGGCAUAUGCCACUGGGCAACAUUUUGAGAAUUACAUGCAAGAUUUCUACAAGUAUUUGGACAUGGGUCUGCAGAAUUUUGGGGAAUACCAGGUUUGUGCCAUCUCCGUUGGGGUGGUUGGUGACAUUUGCCGUGCCUUGGAUGACAAGAUCCUACCAUAUUGUGAUGGGAUCAUGACUCACCUCAUCAAUGAUCUCAAGAGUGGUGAACUAAACCGGUCAGUCAAGCCUCCCAUAUUCUCUUGCUUUGGGGAUAUUGCUCUCGCAAUUGGAGCACACUUUGAAAAGUACAUAAAUUAUGCACUACCCAUGAUGCAGAGUGCUGCUGAGGUGUGCGCCCAGAUGGAUGACACUGAUGAGGAGAUGAUGGAAUAUGGCAACCAGCUUAAGCGCAGCAUAUUUGAGGCCUAUUCUGGAAUUCUGCAGGGAUUCAAGGAUUCUAAGCCUGAUUUGAUGUUGCCCUACGCUCCCCAUCUCUUGCAGUUUAUGGAAGUGGUUUGUAAAGACCAACAAAGGGAGGAGAGCGUAACAAAAGCCGCAGUUGCAGUUUUGGGUGAUCUAGCAGAUGCUCUUGGGUCAAACAUAAAGAUGUUGUUCAAAGAUUGCUCAUUUUGCACGGAAUUAUUGGGUGAGUGUCUUCAAUCCGAUGAUGAACAGCUCAAGGAGACUGCAACUUGGACACAAGGCAUGAUUGGGCGCGCCUUUUCGGUUUGUGUGUGA
Molecule: messenger RNA, 2688 nt
Organism: Ilex paraguariensis (yerba mate)
Lineage: Eukaryota; Viridiplantae; Streptophyta; Magnoliopsida; Aquifoliales; Aquifoliaceae
Source: the annotation of a GenBank genome assembly